Molecule: messenger RNA, 1188 nt
Organism: Trichomonas vaginalis G3
Lineage: Eukaryota; Parabasalia; Trichomonadida; Trichomonadidae
Product: phosphoprotein phosphatase protein
Exons: 1
Coding region: 1-1188 (395 amino acids)
Cellular component (GO): cytoplasm; nucleus
Molecular function (GO): protein serine/threonine phosphatase activity
Source: RefSeq, a predicted model, not a curated record
AUGAAUGAGACUUAUUAUCAAUGUGUAGGGAUUGUUAGGACAAUUGAAGCUAUAUUAACAGAAAAUAUAGAUAGUGUAAUCCAAGGAAAAGAAAAAUUCGUUUUAUCACACUUCCCUCUUAUAGAAAUCGAAAACAUUUGUAAAGAAGUUGACAAAAUUUUCCAAUCUGAACCGAUCGUACUUGAUAUCAACAUGCCAAUACUAGUUGUAGGUGACCUUCAUGGCCAUUUGCUUGACCUUUUACGAAUUUAUCGAAAUUAUGGAUUUCCACCAAAACAAAAUUACAUAUUUCUAGGCGAUUACAUAGACCGAGGCGAGUUUUCUCUCGAAGUAGUACUAUAUAUUUAUGCUUUUAAGUUUCUUUAUCCAAAAAACGUAUACAUGAUUCGAGGUAAUCACGAAUUCUUUUCCAAUUUCAAUUCAUCACACGUUUUUUCAACAGAAUUAGAGACCCACUACCCUAGAACUAGACUUUACGAAACAAUCAUUAAUAGUUUUUCUUCAAUGCCACUUGCCGCUAAAUUGUUCGACAAAGUUUUAUGCAUACAUGGCGGAAUCUCUCCGGAUUUCGUUUCAUUAGACCAAUUAUAUCAAUUUAAACGACCAAUAGUUGAAUAUAAUAACGAUCCUGUGUUAACAGGGUUAUUAUGGUCCGAUCCAAACAAAAAUGAAGAUCACUUUUGUCCCUCGCGUAGAAAAACUGGAUUUUUGUUUGGCCAGACACCUUUUUUGAAUUUUAUUAACAACAAUCAUAUAUCAUGCGUUCUAAGAGGUCAUGAAUGUGUUAUGGAUGGAUACCAAGUACAUUUCGGAGGCAAAUUAAUUACAGUUUUUUCAUCAUCGAAUUAUUGUGGGACAACUGGUAACAAAGCCGCUGUUCUGUUUGUAGAUCAGAAUGAUAUGAAGCCUAUUUCGCUAGAUCCGCUAGGUUACAUCACUCGAGAAACAACAAUUUUCCUUCCUUCAUGUGAUUUCAUUGAUAUCUACUGGAAACAUGGAAAAACAUCGGCCAGACCGAUACUGAAUCCGUCCAAACCGAUUUUAGCUUCUCUUUCUACGAGAAGUAAACUUGGAGUUAUUUUGAAGCAGCAUAACACUCACCGCCCUUUAAUUAGAUGCAGUAACUCACAGACUGCAAAAGGUAUUUCUGAAAAGCAAGAUAAUUAUAUGCUUUUCGCUACAAAUUGA